Lutzomyia longipalpis is the source of this 2080-nucleotide messenger RNA. Its product is annotated as SCAN domain-containing protein 3-like. The transcript is spliced from 2 exons. The record is from RefSeq and is a predicted model, not a curated record. Lineage: Eukaryota; Metazoa; Arthropoda; Insecta; Diptera; Psychodidae. Bases 739 to 1686 code for a protein of 315 amino acids.
AUUCAAAUUCUUGGAAAAUUUUAUGGCGAAAAUGAAAAUGGGAAAAUUUCAGAGAGCUCAACCUGUAUGACCCCAAUUUCAACGGGAAAUUGAUAGGAUCAAAUUCUGAGCUGAUCCUGAAAAAAAUUGGAUCUACAUAUAUCCUAGUUUAAUUAUUUCGAGGUUAAAAACCAAAUCCGCCUCACUAUAAAUAGCAUUCCACAUAUUUGAAGAUCUAUGGUAAAAUAGGAAAAGUGUUUUGUUGUUUUUUUUUUUUUUGAAAAUAUUUGUGAUUUAUCAUAACAACUAUUCUAUAGUCAAUUUUCCGGGCUACAACCUUUUCACAAAUAAUUUUUUUCUAUCUCAUACGGAAAAAUGCUUUAUUCCAUUUGCCACAAUCUUCCUAAAUUUUAAUUUUAUAAUAUUUCAGCUAAAUAUCAUUAGAUUUGUCUCAAUUAGAAUAUAUUUUUGAAUUUGAAUAAAAUUAAAAAUUAAUUUCAAAAUUGCAUUUUUAAUUUAUUAGGUAUGUGAAAAGAAUAAAUCAAAUGAAACAUAAAUUUUAAGAAAAAAUAGUAUAAUUUGCAUUAAUAUGUGAAUUUAAUUUUUUUGUUAAUUUAAGAAAAGUUACUUUAAUAAUUUGAUCAAGAAGUACAUUAUUAGUUUUUUUAAAUUAUUUGUUCACAAUAUUUUACUUUUUUUAAAUUAUUUCUUUUAAUCCUAUUUUAUUAUACAUAAGAUCCAACAGUAUAUAAAAAGUCCAUGCACUGGGCAAGUAGGCAUGCGAAUGUACCCAUGUCCAAUGAGCCGAAGCCCAUCAUACCAGAAAGCAAGAAACCCGUAAAGAGGUUGACGCCCAAAAAGGCGGCAACGGCUCUAGCCUUCGAGACGGCUAAGAUGAAAAAAAAUUUUACGGAUGCCGGAAAGUGGCGGAAUGCGUUUGUUAAAGUGUUGAGGAGUAUGUCUAAUGACUGCAGUUGUGCCGAUCAAUUGCAGUCCAUACCACUAUCGCGAAACACUAUGAGCAGGCGCAUCUCCAAAAUAAGUUGUGCUUUUAAAAGCGAACUUAUCGCAAAGAUUAGGGAAGCCACUUCGAUUAGUAUUGCAAUGGACGAGACAACUGACAACACCCACAAGUCUCAGCUAAUGGUAUACGUGCGCGGGAUUAUGCCGAAUAAAGAAACGUUCGAAGAUUUCCUUGAUUUAAAAUCUAUGCCAACAACGACAAAAGCGACUGACAUUUAUGAUCAAGUCAUGGAGGCACUCCGAGACUUUGGCGCAUUGGAUAAACUCGAGUGCGUCACAAUGGAUGGAGCACCGUCAAUGUCGGGGGUUAAGAACGGCUGCGGUGCAUUAAUUAAGCGCACAAAUCCGGAUGUUAAAACGCUAAAGUGCGUUAUCCACUCACAGGUGCUGAGUUCCAGGAAAAUUGGCUUAAAAAGCUCUAUGGAUGCAGCAACGAAAGUCAUUAAUUGUAUCCGCGGCGGACACAAUGCCCUAACGCAUAGGCGGUUUAAGGAGUUUUUAAAAAACCAUGGAGCUCCACAAAAGGAUCUUCUCCUAUUUACUAAUGUUCGCUGGUUGUCUAAGGGGCAAGCCCUCGGCAGAUUUUUUGACCUCAGAAAGUUUAUUAUAGACUUUGCAGAAACCGUAGAGGUAUUUUUUUUUCAUUUUUUUUUAAAUUUUUUUUACACUUUAAAAAAAAAUUAAUGAGUUUGAAAUUUUAAAAAAGAGGUUUUUAAAUAAUCCCUUUCAUUGAAUCUUCAAUUUAAAUCUAUUUUUUUCUUUUAUACUUUUAAAUUCAAUAUACAUACAUGUACAUCUGGGUUAUUGCUUUAAUUCAAGUCAUUAGCAGAAAUACUUAAAUUAAACACUAUCAUCGGAGAUGAAAAAGAUAUGAAACAAUAAUCAUGUUUUUUGAGAACAAAUUUGGUUAAUGAAAUUGAUUUUAUUUUGAAAGUUACACACAAAAUUUUAUUCUCAGCGAAAAAUUUAUAAGUAGCUCUUAAUUUAUUCGACUUUUAUGCAUUUAAAAAUUAUUAAUCUCAUAUAAAUUUCUCCUUUUACCAUCUUCGAUGAUAUUUCUCAAUACAAUAUUUAUUAA